UUUGUUGUUCUUUUUUAUUUUUUUAUUAAAGCCUCCAUUUUUUUAACGAUCUGAAAAUCAAUAUUAAAGCAAGUUUUAAAAAAGUGCUUUAAAAGUCAGUAACCUUCUGUGGCUGGAAAUAUUUUCUGCACUGCAUGCAGACAACUUAAAGUAAAAUCAUUUCUGUCAUCUAUUUUUUUUUCUCUUACCCUGCUUGAUUUGCAUCAGCGUCUAUGAUUGGCUGCUUUAAGUUCAGAGAGAGGGAGAUACUGCCCUCUUCUGAUUGGUUGAGAGCGAAGGGGGGUAGGGACUGUGUGAACAUAAAUACUGAGUGCAGCCUGACAGACACACUUGUAUGCAUCUGCUGUCAUCAUCCUCUUCAGUACAGCUACAUCUGGCUCCAUCACUGACAUCAAGACCAUUUCCAGACAAGUAAAGAAGAGGAGAAUAAAGACAAACGACAGAAGAGAUUAUUUCCGUUUUGGAGAAGAAGAGCGACAGGUCACCCACCCCCAUCAUGUCUUAUGAAGUGAAGGAGAAGACAGAGGUGCGUCUGGUGUUUCUGGGAGCAGCUGGAGUAGGGAAGACAGCCCUCAUCCAGCGCUUCCUCAAAGACACCUUUGAGCCCAAGCACCGGCGCACAGUGGAGGAGCUCCACAGGAAAGAGUAUGAAGUGGGGGGAAUCAAAGUCACCAUCAACAUCAUGGACACCAGUGGCAGCUACUCCUUCCCAGCCAUGCGCAAGCUCUCCAUCCAGAACAGCGACGCCUUCGCCCUGGUCUACGCCGUGGAUGACCCCGAAUCCCUGGAAGCGGUCAAGACUCUGCGAGAGGAGAUCCUGGAGGUCAAAGAGGACAAGUACACACCUAUCGUGGUGAUAGGCAACAAAAUCGACCGCCACAAUGACCGCCUGGUGUCCAGCAAGGACGUGCUGUCCACAGUGGAGAUGGACUGGAACCACAGCUUCCUGGAGUCCUCGGCCAAAGACAAUGUCAACGUGCUGGAGGCUUUCAGGGAGCUGCUCCAGCAGGCCAACCUGCCCAGUCGCUUCAGCCCUGCGCUGUGCCGGCGGCGGGAAACCUUUCCCAAGGAGAGCAAGAGACAACCACCUAUGAAUAAGGCCAACAGUUGCCUCAUCUCAUAAUGAUGUGGAGCUGCAAAGAGGAUAACACAAAAAGAGACUAAGAGAAAACUGCCAAAAAGAGACUGGACUGGACAGAAACAAAGAGACUGUGUUUAAUGUGUUAAGACUCUAAAGAAAUGCUGAGUUAAUGAACCAUGUAUCCUCAUCUGUCCUGUGAGCACUGCAUCUGAGCCCACAGCAAGCAGAGAUGCUACAAUGAGGACAUGAUGAAAACAGAUACCAUCUCAAAGACCUGAAAGAAUGUGGCUGAACUGCUUGAACUGUGAAAAAAUGAAAAAGUGCACAGAAACUACUUACUGUGAUUGUCAAAAUGGUGACAGUGUAGAAGCAGCAUUAUGUAUCAUGAGCUCACUCGACUCUCUGUGUAUGUGAUGCUUUCAUUUUGGGGUUUCGUGUUCAUGGUGUUUAAAAAAGUGCAAUAAUUGUGAAGUCCUGGAUGUUUACGCAACAGUCGGUUUGUGUCGCCAUAUGAUGGUUUUACGAAUCGAGUGAACAACAGAAGAAACUGGAAACUGUUUCUAUUUUUGAUGGCAACACAUCAAACAUUAUGUUGUGACAUCUUGUGUCACUUGCAGUUUUGAACUGCUGCUUUGCAUAAUCUUAGCAUAAUUAUGCACAUUUAAACUGUUAUUUUGAAAGACAGGCUGUACAUUUACUGUGUGUUUCUCGCUGUCUUCAUUUGACUAAUAAAUUCUUUUUUAAUGGGA
Lates calcarifer (barramundi perch) is the source of this 1830-nucleotide messenger RNA. Its product is annotated as ras-related protein Rap-1b. NCBI's taxonomy places the organism in Eukaryota, Metazoa, Chordata, Actinopteri, Centropomidae. Gene Ontology annotation, molecular function: GTP binding; GTPase activity. The coding region runs from base 497 to 1123 and encodes 208 amino acids. The record is from RefSeq and is a predicted model, not a curated record. The transcript has a single exon.